AUGUCCACCCGAUCAUACACGCCUCUGCGGAGGUCGUUGGCUCAGUUGUCCGCGCGCAGCACGCGAAUUGCUGGUCGUCGUGCCGGGCCUUCGUUCCGCGGAUAUUCUACUGAACAGAAAUCCAGUCAACCAAAGCCCUUCACUGUUUGGAGACCCUACUUACGGCUCGCCAUUGGCGUGCCGUUCAUUGGCGCGAUCAUUUACUCGAUGAUGAACGAAGAAGUCACUGAACUCGAGUCUCCUUCCAUGGUUGAAAUAGAUGAGGCCCUCAAACAAUCAUCCGCCAUCAACGAGUCCUCGCCGAUGCGGUUACGAAUGGAAAAGCUCAUUAAGGACCACCAACAAAAGAUCAUCGAGGAACUAGGCCGGAUUGAUGGGAAACAAUUCAAGACAGAUACAUGGACGCGUCCCAAUGGUGGCGGCGGCAUUUCAUGUGUACUCCAGGACGGUAACGUCUUCGAGAAGGCAGGCGUGAACGUUUCUGUGGUGUACGGACAACUGCCCCGACCUGCCAUUGAGAAAAUGCGUGCCGACCACAAGUCCUUUGUUGGCUCCGACGUGGAUUCUCUGGAUUUCUUCGCUGCUGGUCUAUCGCUUGUCCUGCACCCGCACAACCCUAUGGCCCCGACUGUUCAUCUCAACUACCGAUACUUCGAGACCUCGGAUCCUAAGGAUCCUAUCAACGGUGACAAGAACUGGUGGUUUGGUGGGGGCACUGAUCUGACCCCAACCUACCUCUUCCCCGAAGAUGCUCAGCAUUUCCACAAGACCAUCAAGGAUGCUUGCGACCGCCACGAUGCUACAUACUAUCCCAAGUUCAAGGCCUGGUGUGACAAGUACUUCUACAUUCCCCACCGUGGCGAGUGCCGUGGUGUUGGUGGCAUUUUCUUCGAUGACCUCGAUGCCAACUUCCUUCAAACCUCUGCUGGGUCAUCUUCCAACCCCCAGGAGACCCUGUUUUCUUUCGUCUCUGAUGGCUUAGCCUCUUUUCUCCCAUCGUAUGUUCCCAUUAUUGAGCGACGGAAGGACAUGCUUUAUACUCCAGAGCAAAAGGAGUGGCAGCAGCUUCGCCGUGGUCGCUAUGUGGAGUUCAACCUUGUCUAUGACCGCGGAACCAGCUUCGGCUUGCGCACACCGAAUGCCCGUAUCGAGAGUAUUCUGAUGAGUCUUCCUCGCACUGCCAGUUGGGCCUACAUGGAUCCAGUCUCUGGCACACGGACAGAGAACAUGGUCGUAGGCGAGGAUGAAGAGCUGACAGAGGAUAGGUCUCGCGAGAAGGAAAUUAUGGAUGUGCUGCGACACCCUCGGCAGUGGGCAUGA
Penicillium antarcticum is the source of this 1320-nucleotide messenger RNA. It is a transcript of the gene hem13, whose product is annotated as coproporphyrinogen oxidase. Gene Ontology annotation, cellular component: cytoplasm; mitochondrial intermembrane space. Bases 1 to 1320 code for a protein of 439 amino acids. The record is from RefSeq and is a predicted model, not a curated record. The transcript is spliced from 2 exons. Lineage: Eukaryota; Fungi; Ascomycota; Eurotiomycetes; Eurotiales; Aspergillaceae. Gene Ontology annotation, molecular function: coproporphyrinogen oxidase activity.